CUGUUCCAACAUCAUUUCUGAAGAUAUAUUUGAAGAAAACAUUUCUGAAGAUUCUUUUAGAAAAGAUGAUGGGCAUAUCUUGUCAGAAGGAAUGAUAAUCAUUAUGACUACGAAUCAUAUUGAACAUCUUGACCCUGCAUGUAUUUGCCCUGGUCGUAUGGAUAUCUAUUUAGAGCUUGGAUAUUGUACAUAUUUCCAAAUUAAAAAAAUGUACAAAAAAGUUACUAAAAGUUCUGAUGUGAAAUUUCCAACUGAAAUAUUACAACAAAUUCCAGAACGACUAUUACCCCCGUGCGCUGUUAUGAUAACUAUGAUGUAUUACAGAAAUGAGAUUAAUCUUAUACCAGAGAAAAUUCUCAAACUAGUUAAUAAAUAUCAACAGUUAAAAUCUGUUGAUUUUAUCAACAAAAUUGAGUCAAAGUUUACAAAAUGGGAAA
This is a messenger RNA of Racocetra persica, 437 nucleotides long. Lineage: Eukaryota; Fungi; Glomeromycota; Glomeromycetes; Diversisporales; Gigasporaceae. The record is from the annotation of a GenBank genome assembly.